This is a messenger RNA of Fibroporia radiculosa, 1917 nucleotides long. RefSeq lists its product as uncharacterized. Lineage: Eukaryota; Fungi; Basidiomycota; Agaricomycetes; Polyporales; Fibroporiaceae. Bases 1 to 1917 code for a protein of 638 amino acids. Gene Ontology annotation, biological process: transmembrane transport. Gene Ontology annotation, molecular function: oligopeptide transmembrane transporter activity. The transcript has 19 exons. The record is from RefSeq and is a predicted model, not a curated record.
AUGACCUCAACUGCGUCCACUUCCGCAACUGCGAUUCAAGUGAUCUCUGUUCAAGCACUAUUUUACGACAACAACAUGAAUGCGGGCAUUGCAAUCUUCACUUUGAUUGGCUCACAGUUGAUAGGCUAUGGAUAUGCUGGUCUUUUGCAAGACGUUCUUGUGAAACCGACCAAGUGCUUCUGGCCCUCGAACAUUUACACGGCCAAUCUUUUCCAGGCCUUGCAUUUCGACAGCCAGAUGACCUCCAAGCGCGUACGCCUAUUUUGGACAAUAUUCGCAAUCCUUUUCUGCUGGGAGAUUGUUCCCGAAUGGAUUUUCCCUCUCCUCACUGGGGUAUCCGUGUUCUGCUUGGCCGAUAACCACAGUGCAGUUAUCAGGAACAUCUUUGGUGGAGCAGACAACAACGAAGGCAUGGGCCUGCUCGCGUUGUGCUUCGACUGGAACUAUAUCGGGAGCUCCUCAAUGUGGCAGCCGCUCUGGUUUCAAAUUAACGCGUAUAUUGGGAUUUGCUUCACCUAUAUCUUGAUGUCGGCGGUCUACUGGGGUAAUUUGUGGAAGGCACAGAACUUCCCAUUCAUGAGCCAGGCUAUCUUUGCAGAGAAUGGAACAGAGUAUGAUCAGACUGCUCUGUUGACUAACGGCAAAUUUGAUCCGAACAAGUACAAGGAGCUCGGGCCUGCCUAUUUCGCUGCCACCAAUGCACUCGGACUGAUUACGGCAAACUUAUCCUUGGGUGCACUUCUGACCCAUGUUGCUGUCUGGCACUACGACGAUCUGAAGCCAUUUAUUGUCUCGCUCAACCCUUGGAAUAAGUCCUCAUAUCUCAUUCACGAUGUGCACUAUGAGAGAAUGAAGAUAUACAAACAGAUUCCUCGUUGGUGGUACAUAAUUGUACUAUUUGGGGCCUAUGGGAUGGCACAAGCAACCAAUUAUACUGGAAAGUCUGGAUUGCCAUGGUGGGCUCUCACGGUGCUUCUGUUCAUCGGUUUCAUCUUGUGCGCGUUGUAUGGCACAUUGGCUGCGACGAUCGGGUUUUCCAGCAAUGCUGCAGGCUUUUUCGAGAUGAUCACCGCAUAUAUGGUUCCUGGAAAUCCUGUCGCAAACAUGUACGGUGCAUUGUAUGGAGGACAACCCAUCACGCAAGGUAUCGCUUUCUUAUCUGAUCUGAAGCUGGGUCAAUACGUCAAGUUGGCGCCUCGGGUGACUUUCUGUAUGCAGAUGUCUGGCACUGUUAUUGGGGCGCUCUUGAAUUACGUUAUGAUGCUAUCUAUCAUCGACGCACAGAGACCAGGUGCGCCUACUGAAUACCUUUCUCCGCCCCGGUUUGGACUCACCUCCAUUGAUACAGCACUUUUGUCCAUCUCCGGGACUCGUCUCUGGUCCGGCCAGAACGCGCAAGGAUAUAAUUCUAAUGCUAUUGCUUGGGGAGCUCUUGCUCCGCAUAUGUUCAGCCCGCACGCUACAUAUCAUAUGGUGCCUCUAUCGCUUGUAAUUGGGGUCUUCCUUCCUUUACCAUUUUAUAUCGCGUAUCGCAUUUGGCCAAAAGCCGGUUUUGAACACUUCAAUACAUCUAUCAUUAUGCUUUAUUCAUGUUGGUUGGCAGUUGGGGUUAACACCCAAGUAAACACAACUAUGGCGAUUGGGAUCUUCGUACAGUGGUGGGUACGCACACGUUAUCCGCGUUGGUUUGUGAAGUACAACUACAUUGUUGCCGCUGCCAUGGAUGGUGGCACCCAAGUGGUUAUGUUUAUUUUGAAUUUUGCUGUAUUCGGUGCUGCUGGAAAUGCACAUGCUUUUCCUCAGUGGUGGGGAAAUGGCACAUUCUACAGCCAUCUCCUUGAACAUGAGUUAUUGAAUUCCCAUGUCAGACCUCAACCUGUCUGCAGAUCGCUGCGUUCCACCACCGCAGUGAAAUAA